CAGAAACAGACAUGCCACUUUCCCAAUCCGGUAUCGCCAAGCGUGAUACCUCACUCAUAUUGCCAAAGCGAACGGCAAUCAAGGGGUCAAAAAUCUUUUAUAUAUAAUCGGCGUGUCACAGAAUGUUUUGACGCUUAUAGUGUGGGCUGCCAUAUGCUUCGCGUAUAUCCGGUUUCGAAGAUGGACGUAUAAGUGCAAAGACUACCUCGCUGGAGACGCUGAGCUUGAAUAAUUCCUUGGGACUUCACGACACUACCAGUCGCGGACUGUACUGUCGUGGCUACAGCCACUCGCGGCAUACUACGUCAUAGCAAUGUGUCUGGUCAUCUUCAUCUUCACCAGCAGCUCCAUGUGGUUGAAAGGAGCCGAAGGUACCUUAUUCAUGGGCCCUUAUUUACCGCACAUCUUCCUCCUGCUCAUGGUGGCCGGACGCAAGCUUUACUACCGAAAGGCCCGCCUCGCCGACCCGGAGAACGCGAAGGGAUGGGUUCACCUCGGGACCGACAGGGGCGGCGCCGAGCUGCUCCGCAAGCUACGCGACCUGUAUAACCGCUCGCAGCGGGCCGCGGACCGGCAGCUCGACGAAGAAGACGACCGGGUCUCCACGCCGCAAGAGGAUAUGGCGAACGACAGCCGGCGAGGCGAUGAUGAUUUUGACCCCAGGUACAGGGGAAGAGUGAACUCGAACCACCACUUUGGUGACACGCGCGCCGACAUGGAGAUGGAGCAGAUGCAGCCGAAUGACGGUCCCCGCGACGUGCGCUCGAGGAACGAGCAGCCUGAGUGGCGCUCGCGAAAGCCAAUCUCAGAGUUCGUGAAGGAAUAUGUGGCCUAGGCGCAUUUCGGGUCGGCGGAUAGUGAAGCUGGUUCUUGUAUUCUAUACUAGAGAGCAAAUUGAGACGGAUAUUCAUGGCCCCA
Gaeumannomyces tritici R3-111a-1 is the source of this 918-nucleotide messenger RNA. RefSeq lists its product as hypothetical. The transcript is spliced from 4 exons. The record is from RefSeq and is a predicted model, not a curated record. The coding region runs from base 314 to 835 and encodes 173 amino acids. NCBI's taxonomy places the organism in Eukaryota, Fungi, Ascomycota, Sordariomycetes, Magnaporthales, Magnaporthaceae.